UUGAGUCAUGAGAUUUACCAGAGAGGUACAGACGGAGCUGAAUUUUGCAGUAGCAGCAAGUGUUGAGCAUGUGUGUGUGGAAUAUUGAUUAGUGGCCCCUUCUGUUUCCUCCAUUCUUUUUCUUCCGCCAUUAAACGAUUUGACAAUACAUCUCAACUCCCCCUUUUUAGCCCUUUCUAGGGUUCCUCUUUUUUCAUUACCUGUGACCCCAUUUUCUCUCUUUUUCUCUCCUCUUCAUCAGACUCUGCUUCACUGUUGAAUGAGGUAUGUAAUCUUUUAGGGCAUCAGACUCGGCUUCAGUAUUGUGAGUGACCCUUCUGGCUACCACUUUUGGGAUUGCUAUGAUGGCUGAUGGAGAGCUGGAAUUUUCUAACCAAGAAAUGUUAUCAAGUUCGAAUUUUGGUGAAUUUAGUAGUUCCAUGGACAGCUUUUUCAAUGAGAUUCUCAAGGAUACGCAUGCCUGCACUCACGCCCACACUUGCAACCCGCCUGGCCCUGAUAAUUCUCACACACACACUUGUUACCAUGUUCACACCAAAAUUGUGCCUCCCUCGGAGGAGGACGAGGAUAAGAACCCCAGUGAUGAUACUGCAGAGUCUUCAGAGAAGAAAGGAAAGAAACGACCUGUGGGUAAUAAGGAAGCCGUUCGAAAGUAUCGUGAGAAAAAGAAGGCUCGGGCUGCUUUGUUAGAGGAUGAGGUUAUCAGAUUGAGGGCUAUAAAUCAGCAACUAUUCAAGAGGCUGCAGGGUCAGGCUGUAUUGGAAGCUGAGGUUGCUAGGCUCAAGUGCUUGCUUGUCGACAUCCGAGGAAGGAUUGAAGGGGAAAUUGGAUCAUUUCCAUACCAGAAGCCGAUGAAGAGUGGCAAUGUAUAUCAGAACGUAGUUAAUCCUAACAUUCCUGGAUCAUAUGUGGUGAACUCUUGCAACCUACAAUGUGAUGAUCAGGUUUAUUGCCUCCAUCCAGGUGCAGAAGUUAAAAUCUCAGACGGCACUGUAUUAAAUGGACAAGGCUUCAAUAACUGUGAAUUUGAGACUCUCCAAUGCUUGGGUAAUCAAACCUCUGGAAUGGAGGAGGUUCCUUGUCCUGUGGAUAAUGGCACACCUACUCCUACUGCCAACACUUCUGGUCGAAGCAAGAGAAAAGGAGGCGCACGUACAACAACAGCAAGUUGAUGAACUGCACAGGAGAAGCAUCUUUGUUCUUGGGAAUAAGUACGUUUUGUUAUGUGCUCUCUCUUGGGAUUUCUUCCCAGCUUAUCUACUUUGUUGAGUUCAAUUAUAAUCUCCUUCGGGCUGUUGAGUUGGUGGCCUAGUACUUAUUUAUCAAGAGUCAUGUAAAGCAGAACAAAUUGAAGGAAUAUAGCUAGCAGAACUCAUGAAGAGGAUACCAAGAGUUUUGGUUUUCUGUGAAGAUCUGGAAGCUUUUUAUUCCUCAGUGUUGUAUUUGUUCAUUCUUUUUGAUGAAUAUCUUCACCUAUUGCUUAUGGAUCUUUGAAUUGAUAAGUUGUCUGUUCCUAUAUUAUGUGAAUUUGAAAGCACUAAAUUUGGAAUAGAUGGUGGCUUUGUUUA
Nicotiana tabacum (common tobacco) is the source of this 1568-nucleotide messenger RNA. RefSeq names its product basic leucine zipper 23. The record is from RefSeq and is a predicted model, not a curated record. Gene Ontology annotation, biological process: regulation of transcription by RNA polymerase II; DNA-templated transcription. Gene Ontology annotation, molecular function: DNA-binding transcription factor activity, RNA polymerase II-specific; RNA polymerase II cis-regulatory region sequence-specific DNA binding. NCBI's taxonomy places the organism in Eukaryota, Viridiplantae, Streptophyta, Magnoliopsida, Solanales, Solanaceae.